AUGGAAAACGUAGAGAAGCUCCAAUUUCCAGCUUUAGACAUCACUGGUACCAACUACAUUUCAUGGGUUACAAAUGUUGAACUUCAUCUUGAAUCUCUUGGUCUAUCCCAGACUGUUAAAGAGAAUAAUACUUCAACGCCUCAAGAAAAGGCUAAAUCGGUGAUCUUCCUUAGAAGACACCUUAAUGAAAGUAUUAUUUAUGACUAUGCCAACAUGAGAGACCCUAAAGAGCUAUGGAAGUCUCUGAAAGAUCGUUUUGAUCAUCAGAAAGACAUAACACUUCCACUUGCUCGGGUUGAAUGGCAAAGUCUGAGAUUCCAAGAUUUCGACAAAGUGAUGAAUUACAAUUCUGCUGUGUUAUGA
Molecule: messenger RNA, 363 nt
Organism: Brassica napus (rape)
Lineage: Eukaryota; Viridiplantae; Streptophyta; Magnoliopsida; Brassicales; Brassicaceae
Exons: 1
Coding region: 1-363 (120 amino acids)
Source: RefSeq, a predicted model, not a curated record